UGAUCACCUCCGACACCGACUGCAUCGCCAGUCAUAGUCCCUUGUUCGUUUGCUCCCCCAAACCCCCAGUCCUAACACAAUUCCAACAUCCUCCAAUUCCAAUAUCCUCAAUUGCAACAUCCUCCAAUUCCCAGCGCCCAGUCUACAGCAUCAUGACUCUUCUUGGCUAUCCCUCGCCCCCCAUCUCUCGCCGCCCUUCGCCGCCGCCGUCCUCGGUCAUGGAUUGCUAUCAACAGCCAACCCCGACCUCGCUCUGCGAUUCCGUCUCUCGCGACCUCCGCUCGGCCCUUGCCGUAGACCAGCCCGACUCGUCAGAGUCGUCUCCAUCCCCCGUUGCCUCCCUUCGCAGCCUGGACUCGCUGCCGGGUAGCCUUGAUUCCGACUCGUCUGCAUGCUCAUCCUUUGCUUGCUCGCUCGGCCCGCUCGUCGUGCCCUGCAGCGUCGUCGAUUCCACAUCCAUCGAUGCCCUGACGUCCGGUCUGCCCUUCCCCACGGGCCCGGCUCCGUCCCCCCCGCUUGUGCCUGUGUCGGCCCCUGCUCCGGCUGCCUCUGGCCGGAUUGCCUCGUGCCGGUUCACUUCUCAGUCAAGCUCGACGGCCAGAUGCGCCGGGCUCGCGACGGUCCCCUCCCAGAAGGACCGCAAAAACCGCAAUCCGCAGCGAUCCAUUGCGCGUCCUCUCCGGCCUGAUGACUCCGAAGCUUGCAACACCGACACCUUCAGGCUCGAUUUCUACUCGACCUAUCUAAUGGAUCCCUCCUCGCUGCUGCCGGUCAAGCGGCGAAAGGGCAUCGACCGCUCGAUCCUCGGACCGGCCUUUGAGUUCAUGCAUCCCCAGCACGAAUGCUCGUCCACAAAGGCUGCUCUCGCCGAGUCAUGCAAGCCCCGGUCGGUCCGCCCACACGCCCCAUCCGUCAAAUCCAUCACCCACUCCUUCGAGAAUGUCCUGGUCUUGCCGCGAAGGGCCAGCCACGGCAGUACAUCCUCGGGCGACGAGAGCAGCUCAUUCCAGUCCGUGCCCAAUCUGCAUCGCAACAGCGCAGCCUCAGCAGCCUCUCUGUCUGGCGUCCCUGCGGUGCCGAGCGAGGUCCCCGAAUCGCUGUCGCUGUUGCCCUCCGACCCAGCCUCAAUGGAUAUCGAUGUCCCAGCGGCUCCUUUGUCGGUGACGCACCAGGUUGCGACCCUGUCUGCAGACGAUGCAGGCUCUGGAACCGAAGGCGAUGCCGACCCGAGCUCGUCGCCAUCAUCGCCUGGCGCCGGGGCCUCGACACAGCCCUGCUCCUCCAAACGAGGCUUCGUCUCGCCCGUCGUCCCCAUCAUCAACCCCAAGAUGCGCGGCAGCACCAUGAAGGGCCAGAAGCCCCUGCCCGACUUUUUGGCCAAGCUCUUCAACCACGAGGGCCAGGCGCUGAAUGUCAACAUGUCCGAUUACAGCGACACCAAGGGCGCCUCGGCCAUCGUCUGGAAAGGCUCGCCGCUAAAGAUCCCGUCGUCGUGCGAGCACUACGACGACCUGACGAUGGAGGAACUGCGUUCUUGCUCGGUGCUCCGCAUCUAUCCGGCGCAGUAUCUCCACAUCAAGCAGACGCUGCUCGCCGCCGUCAAGGCCAUCGGACCCUUCAAGAAGCGCGAUGCCCAGGGUUGGUUCCACAUCGACGUCAACAAGACCAACAAAGUCUAUGACUGGUUCGUCUCUAUCGGCUGGAUCCCGACCCAGGAGGAGUGGGAGUCCAGAAUUGCCAGCAGCGGCGGCGCAACCCUCAACGAGCGCAAGCGCAAGAACAGACUCAGCAAGUCAUGAUCGUCGUCUCAGCGCCUCGACAGCGACGACGUCCUGUCGCCCCCUGCACCUGCACUUCGUGGCGAUUGCAGUGACACGGGGGAGCUCUGAGCUCCUUGGAU
Polychytrium aggregatum is the source of this 1900-nucleotide messenger RNA. RefSeq lists its product as uncharacterized. The transcript is spliced from 2 exons. Gene Ontology annotation, molecular function: protein binding. NCBI's taxonomy places the organism in Eukaryota, Fungi, Chytridiomycota, Chytridiomycetes, Polychytriales. The coding region runs from base 153 to 1799 and encodes 548 amino acids. The record is from RefSeq and is a predicted model, not a curated record.